UAAAACUGUUUCGAAAACAGAUGGAGAACCAAGCUCCAUCUCAAGUGUGAAAGAUCACCAGCCUAAAUAUUCCAUCACUGUGUCUCACAACAGUGAGUUAAAUAUCAGUGAAGGAGACCUGAUCCCCUCCCCCACAACACAAUACCUUGCACAAAAAUACCUUGGCAACGGCGCGUAUGGAAUGGUCAUCCAAUGCAGGAAUGUGACCACCGGAGAGACGGUGGCUCUAAAAAUCAUCGAAAGCCUCUGGGACAUUGACUAUGCACAAGUAGAGGAGGUCAUCCUUCAAAACAUGAAGAAGCUGAACUCAGACAGGUUCAACAUCGUCAGAUUGUACGAGUCCUUCUUCUACAAGGAACACUACUGUCUUGUGUUUGAGCUCCUGGAUAUGGAUCUGCAGAAAUUCAAACGGAUCAGCCCGGGUCAACACCUUCAGCUGAAGCAGAUUCGCCCCAUUCUGCAGCAGCUAGCUACAGCCUUGGACUUUUUGAACAGCACAGGGAUCAUUCAUGCAGAUUUGAAGCCAGAUAACAUCAUGCUGGUGGAUCAUGUCAGGCAGCCACUGAAAGUUAAAGUUAUUGACUUUGGCAUAUCCUUCGAUGAUCCUGAGGAAAUGCUCGGUCAAAACGUCCAGACCUUGUGGUACAGGUAA
Molecule: messenger RNA, 652 nt
Organism: Pleuronectes platessa (European plaice)
Lineage: Eukaryota; Metazoa; Chordata; Actinopteri; Pleuronectiformes; Pleuronectidae
Product: homeodomain-interacting protein kinase 1-like
Exons: 3
Coding region: 182-652 (156 amino acids)
Biological process (GO): peptidyl-serine phosphorylation; peptidyl-threonine phosphorylation
Cellular component (GO): cytoplasm; nucleus
Molecular function (GO): protein tyrosine kinase activity; protein serine/threonine kinase activity; ATP binding
Source: RefSeq, a predicted model, not a curated record